Molecule: messenger RNA, 2333 nt
Organism: Melanotaenia boesemani (Boeseman's rainbowfish)
Lineage: Eukaryota; Metazoa; Chordata; Actinopteri; Atheriniformes; Melanotaeniidae
Gene: znf750
Product: zinc finger protein 750
Exons: 3
Coding region: 134-1975 (613 amino acids)
Biological process (GO): positive regulation of transcription by RNA polymerase II; epidermis development
Cellular component (GO): nucleus
Molecular function (GO): DNA-binding transcription activator activity, RNA polymerase II-specific; RNA polymerase II cis-regulatory region sequence-specific DNA binding; promoter-specific chromatin binding
Source: RefSeq, a predicted model, not a curated record
UCACACACAUUCACCAUCACACACUCACAAGUGCACUCUCAACCUCUCAGCACAAACUGAGACGGGCGUCCUGACCAGACAGACGUUGGCUACUGCGGAUCACGUAGAGGAGAAAACGCUCUACAGAGUCAAGAUGGACGCUGUUCAGGAUCGCAAGCCAAAAAGGCCCCACUACAUUCCCAGACCACCAGGAAAGCCUUUCAAUUACCAGUGUUUCCAGUGUCCUUUCACCUGCAAUGAAAAGUCCCAUCUCUUUAACCAUAUGAAAUACAACUUGUGUAAAAACUCCAUCUCCCUGAUGUCACAGAAAAAUGGGCAAACGGCCCGACAGAUCAAAGCUGUAGCAAAAGGGGCCCCUGGAAAACCAAAGGAUUCUGCAAACACCUUCCCAACAGCACAAAUGAAGAGUCCUGAAAAACAACAAGCUGAGAAGAACAAAGCUGAGAGCGGAGAUGAGACAGAAGAAGUAGAUGUUGGGUGUGACAGUCCAGUCAAUAAGGAGAACCAGAGUGUGACAAAGCCAAGUACACUCAGAGAAAGAGAGCACGGGGAGAGCACCGAAGACAAGGAUCUGCCACACCCAUCUGCUUUCUCCCCUGUCACACCCAACCGUGACGGAGCACAGGCCUUGAAGUCACCUGAGCAGCCGACAGAGGAAGCUCCCACUAUCAACCACUCCAGCUUUCCAUGGGGCAGAAUUUCAUCAACCAUUCCCUUAAAAGCAUUACCCCCUCUCAUGCUUCCUGAAUAUGCUCCUUAUCUCUUACCUGACCAACCCCUGUAUCCACCAUACUACCUCCCAGGACAUCCCCAGGUUAAUCAGCCAAACUCUUCUUCUUUCCAGCCAGAGUUUUUGGAUCAUCAGAGACCUUUAGUACAACAACCUAUUGCCCCGCAUCAUACAACCUCCUUUUCUCCUUACCCAUACAGAUACUGCCACACUCCCUCAGGACUCCCUCUACAUUACAACCUAUACAGACCUCAUGAGCUUUCUGUGCCAUAUACAGGACCCAGAUACCUUUCUCUGGAUUUCUGUGGUCAAACCUUUGGCCAUAAGGAUUAUGACUUAUACAUGCACUCACGUCCCAGUCACAACCUCCCACAUGGUUCUACACAAGAGGAGAGCCACCAUGGACAAAGUGGAGACAAGGCAACAAGGCUGAGCCCAAAAGAGGGCUGUUCAGCUCUGGGGUCCCCUGACAGACCAAGUCAAGCAAACUUCAUCCAAAAGGAUGCUGAAGCUUUACAAUACACCAGCAUGGGCCCGUCACAGUCCAUCUUUCAACUUGGACAAACAACUUCAGCCUUGCAAUCAGUGAAAAGAGAUUUAAGACAAGAGGAGUCUGCAGAAACCUUGCCGCAGUUAAGAACUCAGCAUUUGGAUGGAGGUUCAGCUGAGAACAGCAGACACCCCUUCGUGCCAUCUUCCAAGCCAUGUCCCGAAACUCUGUCAGAACAAGAAGACAAGGACGACACAGACAACCCGGCACCCCUCAACCUCUCAACAAGAAACCAGAAUCAAGACGGAAAAGCUGAGAACAGACUGGGAGGCUCUGACACACUGGAGUUAAAGGAGAACGAGCUGCCUCUAAACCUCAGCCUGAGAGCCUCUCACAGCAAUUCUGUACGUAGCUCUGCCACGAGCACUUCAGGGGAUCGUCCACAAACAUCUGAUGGAGAACAGGAUGAAGAACCGUUUGAUCAGAGGCAGACUGCAGCUCUGGCACUAUGCCAGCUCGCCACUGCAAGUUCAGCAGCUUCUUCAAGUGUUUUUAAUACAGUAAGCCAGCCUUCAACAGAUUCCACAGACACUACAAGUCCCACUUCUCAGAAUAAUACCAAACUACAAACCAGGGUGAAAGCAGCAGGCACAAAAAGACCAAACAGCGGUCAGGCUGAGAGCAAAUGCUAUAAAAUGAACAAGAAAGCAAAAGAAUCAGGGCGGGCUCUGAGGAGGAGGCCUCGUUGUUGCUGAAAACUUAACUGACUGUUCUUAUAUGUAGUAAGAGAAUCUCUAAUCUUCUCCGCUGCAAUCUUCAACAUAAGAAGACUUUUCACUAUGUUAAAUUAGCGCUGAAAGGUAUAUAACUUGCAGAUGUCAAUGUGACAUGUGAACAGUUGUGCCAUGAGAUAACACGUAAAAGAAAAUCUUGUUUAGUGCAAGGACUUGUCUUAGGUGUCUGCAUAACUUGAUUUAAAUGGGUGAAGGGGUCUUAUUUAAAAAAAUGACACAAUAUGAUUGUAUAAUGUAUAAAGCUGCAAAAGGAAAAUGUGGAAAUAUAAUGUAAAUAUCUGUAAAGAUGUCAAAUAAAACGUGAAAAAAAGUUUUACAU